AUGGCUGCCUUCAGAUCCCUUGUGAAGCCAAAGAUCGUCAAAAAGAGGACCAAGAAGUUUAUCCAGCACCAGUCAGACCGAUAUAUCAAAAUUAAGUGUAACUGGCGGAAACUCAGAGGUAUUGACAACAGGGUUCAGGGACGAUUCAAGGUCCAGGUCUUGACGCCCAACAUUGGUUACGGGAGCAACAAGAAAACAAAGCAUAUGCUGCCCAGUAGUUUCCAGAAGUUCCUUGUCCACAACGUCAAGGAGCUGGAAAUGUUGCUGAUGUGCAACAAAUCUUACUGUGCAGAGAUUGCUCACGUUUCCUCCAAGAACUGCAAAGCCAUUGUGGAAAGAGCAGCCCAGCUGGCGGUCAGAGUCACUAAUCCCAAUGCCAGGCUGCGCGGCAAAGAAAAUGAAUAG
Molecule: messenger RNA, 405 nt
Organism: Nycticebus coucang (slow loris)
Lineage: Eukaryota; Metazoa; Chordata; Mammalia; Primates; Lorisidae
Product: 60S ribosomal protein L32-like
Exons: 1
Coding region: 1-405 (134 amino acids)
Biological process (GO): translation
Cellular component (GO): cytosolic large ribosomal subunit; ribosome
Molecular function (GO): structural constituent of ribosome
Source: RefSeq, a predicted model, not a curated record